Lingula anatina is the source of this 3980-nucleotide messenger RNA. Its product is annotated as eukaryotic translation initiation factor 4 gamma 3-like. NCBI's taxonomy places the organism in Eukaryota, Metazoa, Brachiopoda, Lingulata, Lingulida, Lingulidae. The record is from RefSeq and is a predicted model, not a curated record. Gene Ontology annotation, cellular component: eukaryotic translation initiation factor 4F complex. Gene Ontology annotation, molecular function: translation initiation factor activity; protein binding; mRNA binding.
GGGGCACUUGCUAAGCUGUCAUGUGCGACAGAUGCCUCAGGACGAUGAGGGUGGUAAUGAUGAUGAGGGUGGUAAUGGCGGAAGAGAGGUACGAGCGUGGGUGGAUGCUUUAUGAGAUGAUUGACAGUUGGGGGCAAUCCCGAUAUUGUGGUUUGCCCAGAUUUGCUCUACCAAAUUCAGUGUGAAUUUGACCGUUUUGAAAUUAGGUACCAUUUUGAUGUUUUCCAACACAAGUCAAGUUAUAUUUUCUUUGAAGAAGUGGAAAUAACACAUUUCUCAGUGAUGGAAGCCCUUGGCUUUGUUUUCUAUUGAUUGUUGGCUGCUACCGGGGAUCAGUUCAUGGAAGUCAGUCGUCGGCACUGUGAAUGUGAACAGAUGGCAGGCCAUCCAAGUAGAGGCUGAAGGUCACAUUGACAUAUUUUGUCUUUUAUAAAAUGACUGCUGUCCAUCUUUCUGAUAAUGACAUUGUGAGGAAAUAGGUAGCUAGGAAAAAUUUGUAAGUAAAUGAAUAGAAAGAUACGUAGGUAGAUAAAUAUGUAAUAAGAUACAUUUAUAAUUUGAAAUAAACUGUAAAUCAUCCUUUUCAAACCGCAGUCAACCUAUUUCUUGCCAAUGGGCCUUUGUUGACAAAUGAACAUGUGUCACAUAGCUGAAGCGCAGUGACGUGGUGACAUUAUCCUCUUUCCUCCUACACAGAUGUCUUAGUUCACAUGCAGAGAGCGCCUGACGCUGCACAGAUGGUUUAUUUAUUGAGGGGAUUAGCAUUUGACUUCACACAUAUGCUUCUGUACGGGCAGACACAAGUCAUUGGAUGUAUAGGAGAAAUAGGGCCACGUGAGUCGUAUUUCGGGGACAUCAUGUGUGAAAUGGUUGACUGCUGUUUUUGUGGAUUAUGUCCCUAGAAUCUAUGUCAUUGACCCAAAAAUAAGCCGUUUUUCCGAAGCCCGCAGCCCACGAUGUCUCAGCGCAUGCCCAACCAGGGGCAGGCGACGCGCCAGAUGCAGGCGCAGUACGGCACUAGUCCUAACCAGCAGUACCCGUACAACACCAUGCCCCAGAUGUAUAUGCAGCAGCCCGGCCAGGGCACCUAUAUCCCACAGCCACAGCCCAUGGUCAUCCAGUAUCAAGCCCCUCAAGGCAUCCGGCCCCAGUACAUCACCACGUCUCAACAGGGUCAGUUUGUGGCGACCCAGCCGUAUUAUCAGACGGGACAAACCAGUCAGCCCACGCCCACGUCAGAGUACAGCUCAGCACAGACCACCACAGCGCCUUUCUUCCAGAAAACACAGAUACGACAACCUACACCCACUUUGUAUUACCCUCCCUCCAACCCCCAACAGAUGACACUACAGCAACCAGCGCGGCCGCCCUCUCAACCCUCAGCCGCCAUGACUCCGCAGCAAACGUAUCAGAAGCGGGAGAAGAGGAUCAUCCAGAUCGUGAACCCGAACACGGGCAAGGACAUCACGGAGGACAUCACACACAUCAGCGGCGCUCAGAAAUCAGGCACACCUCCGCUGUCUGACAGCUCUAGUGCCAGGGACACACCAACUAGUUCAAGUACACCGCCUCCAGCAGGCCUCAAUCAGAACGAGAUUGCAGCCCAGUUUGCGGCACAAGUGGCCGCCACGUUAAAGCCCGGCAUGCAGCACCCUGUUCCCAGGCACCCAGACCACGUUGGCAUGGCAACGGCAGAACCAGAGGACCCUACCAAACAAGAGGACGCAGUGCAGCAGCCCACGGUGGCCACCACCACCACCACCAGCGAAGGUGGAACAAACCAAGAGGAAGAUGACACACUCCAAGAGAAGGACGUGCCUCAGGAGACCACAACGUCUCCACAGCAGGUCACAGUCCCCACUGCAGCUAGCUCAGACGUUAAAGACACUAAGGAGGUGGCUGCUGCUCAAAGAGCCAGUGAGGUUAAAACGGCGGAAGUCUCUGUGUCUAGCGCCACAGAGGUUGAUGUGCCAUUGAGCACAGAAAGGACUAGUGCCCCUGUAGAGGGCGAUGAAAGGACUAGAGAUAGUAGUGCGGUUAGUGGUGAAAGCACAGUUGAUGGUGCUGCCCCAAGUAAAGGUGCACCUGCUGCGGCACCAGCCGUGAAAAGGGAAGAAAUUGCAUCUGUUGUCAAGGAACCAGUAACUGCUGUCCAAGAGACUCCAGUACCAGCAGUUGUUCCGGAUGAAGGCCGGAAGGCGUCCCUGACCAGGAAGCAGAAGCAGCCAGAGCCGAGCCAGAAGGCAGAAGACAGGCCAGGAACUGACCUGGACGCCUCUGACAUGGAUCAGGCCUCCACUUCCCAGCAAUCCUCAGCUGACCAUGACAACUCCAGUAGUACUCCAGUAGUCAACAAUAUAGACAAACAACCACCACCCCCAGGGGAACAGAAGGGAGAACACAAGUCCAGACCAGAAACUAAACAGGGUCCUCCUCUGUCGGAGAUUAGUUUACCCGCAGAAAUGGUCAAAACUGACUCCAGUGCAUCACAAGGUCUUCAAGGUCUCAGUUUACCCGCAGAAAUGGUGCGAACGACGACGGCGGUGGCAGAUCAGCCUACAAAAGGGCUGUCUGGCCUCCAACUUCCUUCAGAAAUGAUGCGGUCGUCAGAAUCGACUAAAGAAGUCGCAAAUGUGGAGCCCGAGGAAAAAGGAGACUCUGUAAAAAGCAAUGCAAAAGCGGAUGAUAAAGGUGACCCAGCCUCGGUGAGGCAGGUGGAAAUUGAGGUGGUUGAGAAAGACAAUGAAAAUAAUGUGGCGGAGGAAAACCAGAAAAAUAGUGCCAAAACAUUGGAGAGUCAACAGAAAGGGGAUCAGGCUCCUCCCACUCCAGAGCUCAAAUAUGAAUAUAAAGAAGACCAGUGGAGCCCUCUGAACCCAGAAGGGAAGAAGGAAUACGACAGGGAGUUUUUGCUGCAGAUGCAGUUUUCUAGUGACUCCCUGACAAAGCCAGAAGGCCUCCCAAAACUCCCUGAUGUGAUAUUAGAACGGCCUCACAGUCGCCCAAUGAAGGGAAACUUGUACUCCGGUGCUCACAGUGGAGGGGUGGACUUCACCCCCGGGUUCGUCAAGUCUGCCGUCUCUCCCAGGGGUCCUGGAGGGCCAAUGGGUGGAGGUGGUGGGAGCGGCGGACGUCGCAGCCAGCAGAAGCCGCAAAAGGAGAUUAAGAUAAUCCGCAGUGUGCAGAUCAGUCAAGAGGCUCAGCUCAAACCCACCGAGAAUGCUUGGAAACCUGCCAAAAAGGAUAAUAACAAAGAGAAAGAUGAGGAGGCCAAGACAGAGGACUUACUGAGGCGUGUACGAGGUAUUCUUAACAAGUUAACGCCCCAGAAGUUUGCUGUGUUGAUGGAGCAGAUCCUGCAGCUCCCCAUUGACUCUGAACCCAAACUCAAGGGUCUCAUUGACCUAAUAUAUGAAAAGGCUGUGGAUGAGCCCAACUUCAGCGUUGCCUAUGCAAACAUGUGUAAACAUUUGGCCAGGCUCAAGGUGCCAGACGAGGCAGGUACAGGGAGAGAGGUGAACUUUAGGAAAUUAUUGCUCAACAAGUGCCAGAGAGAAUUCGAGCAGAAUAAUGAAGAUGAGACGGAGAAUGAGACAGAGAAGCAAAAGAAGCUUAAAGAACUCGAAGAGGCUGAUACGGAGGAGAAGAAAAAACUAAUCCAGAUGCAGAUAGAUGAAAAAGAGAUGAAGGCUAGGAGGCGGUCCCUGGGAAAUAUUAAAUUUAUCGGUGAAUUAUUCAAGCUAGAGAUGCUCACAGAGGCAAUUAUGCACAACUGUCUAUUUAAGCUGCUGAAGGCGGGUGAUGAGGAGUCUAUAGAGUGUUUAUGUAGACUAAUGAGUACCGUAGGCAAACUAAUAGAUCACCCCAAGGCAAAGCCCAAAGUUGACCAGUAUUUCAACCGUAUGAACCAAAUAGUCCAGCAGAGGAAAACCUCCUCCAGGGUGCGCUUCAUGCUCCAAGAUGUGAUAGAUCUGAGGCAG